Molecule: messenger RNA, 270 nt
Organism: Recurvomyces mirabilis
Lineage: Eukaryota; Fungi; Ascomycota; Dothideomycetes; Mycosphaerellales; Teratosphaeriaceae
Gene: ubc8
Product: ubiquitin-conjugating enzyme E2 H
Exons: 2
Coding region: 1-270 (89 amino acids)
Source: RefSeq, a predicted model, not a curated record
AUGGUCAACAUUUUCGAAGUCUUCCUACCACAACUACUCCGGUACCCAAAUCCGACAGAUCCGCUCAAUGGCGAAGCGGCGGCGUUGAUGAUGAGGGAGCAGAAGGCUUAUGAUGCGAAAGUCAAAGAAUACGUCGCAAAGUAUGCCACACGAGAAAAUGUCGACGACGCCGGCGACGACUCCAACGAUAGCGACGAAAUGAGCAGCGUCGGCAGCCUCGACGAUGAUGAAGACGACGACGAGCCAGCCGGGCAGAUGGAUGAGGUGUAG